Messenger RNA from Lottia gigantea (owl limpet), 279 nucleotides. RefSeq lists its product as hypothetical. The record is from RefSeq and is a predicted model, not a curated record. The annotation marks the transcript as partial. The transcript has 2 exons. Lineage: Eukaryota; Metazoa; Mollusca; Gastropoda; Lottiidae.
UCAGGCAGCAUGGACGCUGAUCAAGUUUUAAAGGUGGCACUAGGUACACCCAUGUUUUUAGGAGGAGUGGUAGCUUUAAUACUAGACAACACUGUAAGAGGCACUCUGGAAGAAAGAGGUAUGCUAGCUUGGAGAGAUAGUCACAGUGGGUCAACUGGCGAAAACAAACAACAACAAAGACACAAUCCUCUCAGUGUAGAAGAGGUGUACAGUGUACCGUACAUUCAAUCGUUAUACAAAUUCUGGCCUUGUUUAGAUAAACUUCCCUUUCUACCUCGA